Molecule: messenger RNA, 936 nt
Organism: Seminavis robusta
Lineage: Eukaryota; Bacillariophyta; Bacillariophyceae; Naviculales; Naviculaceae
Source: the annotation of a GenBank genome assembly
AUGGGAUCCAAUGCGGGGAAUGAGACGACCAACGACUACGAAGAGACUCUGGUCAACUACGUGAAUUCUCUUGGCUAUACAACGCAGCGAAACUGGACGGGCCGUGGAAGCGAAACGCUUUCGCAGUUGAUACGACGCUAUGACUACAGUGGAGCAAAAGCUCGCUUGAUUCCUUCCACACCGGGAUAUCAUCGUGUCCAUGACAACACCCAGCCUGCUCGACUGGUCGGGCAUCUGGCUCUUCGUGACGCCAUUCGACGUUUUGCCCCAACGCCCGACGCGAUUCAUCCCGCGGUGUGUCAGGUCUCGUCCAUUGGGAGCCUUUCCAAAAAGUACCUUUUGGAGUUUCAGACUUCCAUUGAAUCAGGCCUUGCGCGACAAUACCCCAAGGCAGGAGACGUUGCGUCGGACCAAUCCUUGCGCUUCAAGCUCGUCUUUCCUACAAUGAAAGAGAUCUUUGGUGCCAUGGGGGGCAUUAUGCAAGGUGGUUGCGUUUGUGGAAGCAAACGCAAUGUUAGCGCGGAUGUUUUGCGUCCUCUGUGGCACAAGUGGGCCGCCAAUUCGGCUUCCGGUCCUCUUGAGAAGCCCAAGAAUGUCCCUCACAUCAAGUCUUUCUUUCAAACCAACCGGGAACAAGAUGGCUUUGAUUGGCUGGUCAUUGGCAGCCACAACCUUUCUACCGCCGCAUGGGGAAGUGUGAAGAAGAAUGACGCCAAACACGGCGGAGGAGAUUGUAUCUAUGUGAAAUCGUGGGAACUUGCAGUGUUCUUGUCGCCCCAGACUCUGGGAGUCGACAAACUACUCCUUUGGGGCAACGACAAUGGUGGCAGUGGCCGCACAGCCACAGUACCGCUGCCCUACAAGAUCAACCCCGAUCCUUACGACAGCAACGAUGAGCCGUGGACCGCCGAAAAUAUUAUGCAGGGCAUGCAGUAG